AUGCCCGACAAAAUCACCGACCUGCUCUCACUCCCCAACUCCCCCGUGCGCAUCCCGCGCCUGGGCUUCGGCGUCUACCGCUCGCCAACACACCAAUGCGGGCAGUCAGUGCGGAAGGCGCUCGAGGCGGGAUAUCGGCACAUCGACACCGCGCAGUUCUACGGCAACGAAGGCGAAGUCGGCGAGGCCCUGCGCGCCUCCGGUCUGCCCCGCGACCAGGUCUUCGUGACCACCAAGAUCCUGAGCCCCGCCGGCUCGUCUGAGCAAACCUACGACAAGCUGCUGGCGAGCGUGGAGACGAUCGGCGGGCCUGGCGGAUACGUGGAUCUGUUCUUGAUUCAUAGCCCCAGUUCGGGUUUCGCGGGGAGGAAGCAGCUGUGGCAGGCGCUGGAGAAGUUGCAUGCCGAGGGCAAGGCGAAGGCAAUUGGCGUGAGCAAUUACGGCGUGCAGCAUAUCGAGGAGAUGAAGGCGUAUGCCCAGGUGUGGCCGCCCCAUGUCAACCAGAUUGAGCUCCACCCAUGGUGUCAGCAGCGCACGAUCGUCGCGUACUGCAAGCAGCAUGGCAUCGUUGUUGAGGCCUAUUCGCCCAUCGUGCGCAACUAUAAAGCCAACGACCCGACCCUCGUCGAGGUCGCGCAGAAAUACAGCCAUUCGACGCAGCAGGUAUUGAUCCGCUAUGCUCUGCAGAAGGGAUGGGUGCCGCUGCCCAAGUCCGACGACCCGGAGCGCAUUGCCGCGAAUGCGGACGUCUUCGACUUCCAUAUUAGCGCGGAGGAUAUGGAGCUUUUGGAUUCGCUCGACCAAGGCGAUGCGGGAGCCAUCGUGGAGGCUGUGGCCAACGAGUAA
This is a messenger RNA of Penicillium canariense, 846 nucleotides long. Its product is annotated as aldo/keto reductase family protein. Gene Ontology annotation, molecular function: oxidoreductase activity. Lineage: Eukaryota; Fungi; Ascomycota; Eurotiomycetes; Eurotiales; Aspergillaceae. The transcript is spliced from 2 exons. The record is from RefSeq and is a predicted model, not a curated record. Bases 1 to 846 code for a protein of 281 amino acids.